CAUCCCCCCCAUUCCCCAUUCCUACCAUACCUACCUGUAAUUUCUUAACCCGACGGCCCGCGCGCUGGUGCGACCGUUUCCUUUUCCACGAUGGUAAUUGGCCAUCAAACAAUCAUUGGCUUCAUGCCGCGUCGAAAUCUCCUUCUCCCGACCCUUUUCAUCGCUCUUCUUAUCACGAUAUGGACCUUUCGAAGUCCAACGCAUUCUAUAGACAGAUGGCUUGACACAUCAGCUAUUCGAGGUACCACAUCGUCGCCGCCCUCAUCCUUUAACAGUCCUCCACCUUUACGCCACGGCGAUGUCGACCUAUCUUCUCCUGACGCGCCCUUUGUCGGCUGGCCGUUACAAAGAGUAUGCAACGAGGCUACAUGGGUUGAGGGUCUAGUUUAUAUAUGCGACAACAAUUCCGGCGGUAUUGGUAACAUACGAAAUUACAUACAAACUUGCAUACGAUAUGGACUCGAAGCUGGCGCCACAGGUCUCGUCAUGCCCAAGAUCCGAAAACGCAACGAGACAGACCUAGCCGAUUUAUUCACUGAUUACCUUCCACUGGAUUAUAUGUUCGACGAGAAACACUUCAAAGAUGCCUUGACUACCAACUGUCCUCAGAUCACCCUUUACGACAACGUCAAGGAUAUACCCGGCGUCGGUAGCAAACCUAAUAUUGAGCAUGUCACACCAAAGAAAUUUGGGAAUCGCGAAGGUUGCGAUUGGCGAGAUCAGAAUCGUCAUACGGAUCGUUUUGGUGAUAGAUUCCGCAGGUGGCUGAACGAUCCCAAGGAUGGAAAGUCCCCGCCGUCGCGCGAUCAUCCGCGCCUGAUCCGUUUCAAUUGGGGUGUGCUCUGGGACUGGCAGACCUAUCGCGAUGGCCCCGAAUUUGUGAAUACGUUCGGCAACAUCCUAAAACUUAAUGAGCAGCUGCUCCGCUUAGGGGAGGUUACGCUACAAAAAAUGCGUGCGUACGCGAAGGCCAACGGGGUCGAGGAUGGCAAGUUCCUCGGCGUCCACUUGAGAACCGAGAGUGACGCUUUAAGUUUCUGGCCGACAUAUAACACUCAGACAGAGGCCUAUCUAAAACAAGCCGCCAAACGAGGCUUUGAGACGGCAUACAUAGCUACAGGAGACUCUCUCGAAGCACAGAAUUUCGCAGGCGCGGCCAUCGAGAUGGCGCAGAUGAGAGUGGUUAGCAAGAUAGAUCUACUGGAGGACGAAGACCUAGAGGAGCUCGAGUCGUUGAGUUGGGAUCAGCAGGGCUUAAUCGAUUUGAUCGUGCUGCUGGGGUGUGACUACUUUGUAGGCGCAAUGCCAAGUAGUUUCUCGAUAUACAUAGCAAUGAAGCGGCACCUAAAGACGGAGGGUAUCUACACGAGACCUUACAAGGUUGGUACGGAAGGAGAUGGACUAUCAUAUCUGGUGGGUAAUUACGAAAAGUACUGGGAAGGCUGGCUCUACAUGUGGGACGGUAUGUGGCCUUGAGACAUGGUUUUGAUGGAGUAUCAUAUAUUUAAAUGCAAACCUGACAACAAUUAGCACGUACUGUGCACUGUGCCAGUGUGUUUACACCCCUUUUCCCUUUCAUAAUCCUACCUUAGGUACCUAAGGUAGGUGCCCAAAUACCGAGUACCGGUAGGUACCUUUCGUUAGUUAAAUAUCUUCAUAUAUUAUUCAUAUAAGCGAGGUAUUUUCGAAGGUUUCAAAUUCAAAUCAGCGCAACUCAAGUUUACCU
Messenger RNA from Daldinia caldariorum, 1726 nucleotides. RefSeq lists its product as uncharacterized. Lineage: Eukaryota; Fungi; Ascomycota; Sordariomycetes; Xylariales; Hypoxylaceae. The record is from RefSeq and is a predicted model, not a curated record. The coding region runs from base 91 to 1476 and encodes 461 amino acids. The transcript has a single exon.